Molecule: messenger RNA, 1287 nt
Organism: Cebus imitator (Panamanian white-faced capuchin)
Lineage: Eukaryota; Metazoa; Chordata; Mammalia; Primates; Cebidae
Gene: SNX8
Product: sorting nexin 8
Exons: 11
Coding region: 1-1287 (428 amino acids)
Biological process (GO): retrograde transport, endosome to Golgi
Molecular function (GO): phosphatidylinositol binding
Source: RefSeq, a predicted model, not a curated record
AUGGACAUCAAAAAGUCCAAGAUGCACUGGGGGCCCAGCCAGUGCCCUCCACUAGUCGCUGGGUGCUCCGCCACCUCUAGGGAGAGCUUUGAGAACUCGCUCAGAGCGGAAGAUGGGGGCUGGCACCCUGGACUCUGUCCAGUGACCCUGUGCACUCCUCCAGCUGACAGGGAGUUCAUCGAGGCCAGGAGGAGAGCUCUGAAGCGCUUUGUCAACCUGGUGGCACGGCAUCCCGUGUUCUCCAAAGAUGUGCUUCUCAAGCUCUUCCUGUCCUUCAGUGGCUCGGAUGUGCAGAACAAGUUAAGAGAAUCAGCACAGUGUGUUGGGGAUGAAUUCAUGAACUGUAAGCUGGCUACCAGGGCCAAGGACUUCCUCCCAGCUGACAUCCAAGCUCAGUUUGCCAUCAGCCUGGAGCUGAUCCGGAACAUCUACAACAGCUUUCACAAGCACCGGGACAGGGCUGAGCGGAUCGCGUCGAGGGCCAUCGACAACGCAGCAGAUCUUCUCAUAUUCGGGAAGGAGCUAAGUGCCAUAGGGUCUGACACGACCCCGCUGCCCGCCUUGGCCGCUCUGAACAGCAGCACGUGGGGGUCACUGAAGCAGGCUCUGAAAGGCCUGUCUGUGGAAUUUGCGCUGCUCGCCGACAAGGCUGCACAACAGGGUAAGCAGGAGGAGAAUGACGUGCUGGAGGAGCUGAACUUCUUCUUGGAUCUGCUGCAGUCGUAUAAGGACCUGUGUGAGCGGCACGAGAAGGGUGUGCUGCACAAGCACCAGCGGGCCUUGCACAAAUACAGCCUGGUGAAGAAGCAGAUGAUGAGCGCUGCCGUGCACAACAGCGAGCCAGAGUCCGUGGAGCAGCUGGAGUCCCGCAUUGUGGAGCAGGAGAAUGCGAUUCAGACCAUGGAGCUGCGGAACUACUUCUCCCUGUACUGCCUGCACCAGGAGACGCAGCUCAUCCACGUCUACCUCUUCCAUGAAGCCAGUGCCUACACGGUAGCUAGAGCACGUACUGGCAGUGACCCGACAAUGAGCAAGGUGUGGAACGAUCUGAGACCCAAGCUCAGCUGCCUCUUUGCGGGACCACAUAGCGUCCUGACCCCUCCGCAUUCCCCGCCGCAGUCCCUGCCGGCGGCGGCGGCGGCGGCAAGCGGACCGUGGGCCGCUGAGGCUCUGAGCUGUGCUGUUCUGGAGCGCCUGGCGAAGGGUAGGCCCUGCAUGUCGGCGUCUGCCUGGGUGCAUGUCCUCCUGGAGGAGGUAGCUUGGCCCCCUGCUCCCCUGCUCCCCUGA